Molecule: messenger RNA, 1745 nt
Organism: Salvelinus namaycush (lake trout)
Lineage: Eukaryota; Metazoa; Chordata; Actinopteri; Salmoniformes; Salmonidae
Gene: letm1
Product: leucine zipper-EF-hand containing transmembrane protein 1
Exons: 8
Coding region: 159-1580 (473 amino acids)
Biological process (GO): intracellular monoatomic cation homeostasis
Cellular component (GO): mitochondrial inner membrane
Molecular function (GO): ribosome binding
Source: RefSeq, a predicted model, not a curated record
UUCAUCCACCUCGCCGCACUCACCCACGGAGAAAGCAAGGACAUGGGGCUAGUUCAGCUAGUGACAUAUUGAAGUAGCUAGCAGCACGUUAGCGUUGGUUUUCCCAUUAGUUUUAACCAGUUGGCUAACCAGCUAAACUCUGUUAGCAGUUGAUCAGAAUGGCGUUAAUCCUGUUGACGCGGUCUCGCACUCCGUUGAUGAAAACAUCUCGGUCGUUAAAGAGCGACUUCCGCAAAGGGAAGCUUCAAGAUGGCUCCUGUUUCAGCUGUACAUCUCUCAGACUCUCCAGUCAAAGUAGACUGGAUGGUGAUAGGCUGGUGGUCCGAGGUGGGAGCUUGGCUCCGCCCUCCUUCCUAGGCCCCUCGCUGCAUACGGCAUCAGACAGCUACAGGGUUCCAGGCCACGCCACAGACCACACCCCUUCUAUGAGGCUGUACUCUGCUGUAGUGGAAGGCUCCUCCUCUCUGUACCACCUGGGUGGUGGGUACCCACAGUGGACGGGAUCCUGGCGAGGGAGGGGGAACGUGGUCGGGGUACGGUGGAUCCACACCUCCAGAUGUCUCCGUGACGACUCUAAAGUAGAGAAGUCUCUCCGCUCUCUGAAGGAUAAGAACAAGAAGCUAGAGGAGGGCGGGCCGGUUUACAGUCCGACAGUAGACCAUACCAUAGUCAGGAGAACUAUAGGACAGCGUGUUCUGGACGAGGUUAAACACUACUACCACGGCUUCCGACUGCUGUGGAUCGACACGACCAUCGCUGGACGCAUGCUGUGGCAGGUCCUCAACGGGCACCCCCUGUCCCGACGGGAGAGGAGACAGUUCCUAAGAACUUGUGCCGAUGUCUUCCGACUCCUUCCCUUCCUGGUGUUCAUCAUUGUGCCGUUCAUGGAGUUCCUGCUUCCUGUGGCACUGAAGCUCUUCCCCAACAUGCUGCCCUCAACCUUUGAGACGCAGUCCAAGAAGGAGGAGAGGCUGAAGACGGAGCUGCGUGUGAAGCUGGAGAUGGCUAAAUUCCUCCAGGAUACUGUAGAGGAGAUCGCUCUGAGGAACAAGGCAGCCAAGGGAAACGUCACGGAGGAGUUCUCUACCUUCUUUCAGAAGAUCCGUGACUCAGGGGAGCGGCCCAGUAAUGAGCAGAUCAUCAGGUUCUCGAAGCUGUUUGAGGAUGAGUUGACUCUGGACAACCUGACUCGUCCUCAGCUGGUUGCUCUGUGUCGUCUGUUGGAGCUACAGUCUAUAGGAACCAACAACUUCCUUCGCUUCCAACUCAUCAUGAAGCUUCGAGCCAUCCGUGCUGACGACAAGUUGAUAGCGGAAGAGGGGGUGGACACUCUGAGUGUGAAUGAACUCCAGGCAGCCUGUCGAGUCAGAGGGAUGAGAGCUCUGGGAGUCACAGAGGAGAGGCUGAGAGAACAGCUCCAGCAGUGGUUGGAGCUCCACCUGAACCAGCACAUCCCCACCUCGCUCCUCCUCCUCUCCAGAGCCAUGUUCCUCCCGGAUACUCUCUCCCCUGCAGACCAGCUCAAGACCACCCUGCAGAACCUGCCUGACAUAGUGGUAUGUAUGAGUAUAGUGGUAUAAACUGUUUUAUAGGGUUGGUAUACUAACAUGGAAUCAAGGUGUAGCACCCUUCAUUUCAGACUUCUGUUGUAACCUGGAGCGUCAUUCGUUUAUCUCCAUCUCCAGGACAUGGAGGCCCAGGGUUAGAGGUCAGGGUUAGAGGUCAGGGUUAGUGUCUCUGACAUG